Molecule: messenger RNA, 2420 nt
Organism: Mytilus californianus (California mussel)
Lineage: Eukaryota; Metazoa; Mollusca; Bivalvia; Mytilida; Mytilidae
Product: ADAMTS-like protein 4
Exons: 7
Coding region: 153-947 (264 amino acids)
Biological process (GO): extracellular matrix organization
Cellular component (GO): extracellular matrix
Molecular function (GO): metalloendopeptidase activity
Source: RefSeq, a predicted model, not a curated record
UCCAAAGAACACUGCAAUUUGCGAUGGAAAUGAAUACGAGGCGAAAGGUUGCAGUCUAACGCCGUGCCUUGGGGACAGUACCAUUGAUUCUAAUCUUAUAAUACAACGUGCAUCAGAGACAUGUCAAAGACUAAUUGAUAACAACAUCAUUAAUGGAACAGAAUAUACAGCUUCAGGAACUAUUUACUCAUCAUUUAAGAUUUGACUGUGCCAAUACACUUAAUUCUGGUGUACGUGAUGGAUGUGGUGUGUGUAAUGGUGAUAAUAGUACAUGUAUUAUCCGAGAGGGAAAUUUUACUGAUGAUGUGGCUCAAUGGGUACGAAGGGAUUGGACAGAAAUUCCUGUUGGUGCAUAUAACAUAGAAAUAUCAUUUGUAUAUAAAGAUAUGAAGCAAUAUUAUACAGAAAUAUUCAAUAAAGACGGGACUUCAAUUAUAACGAGUAGCAUUAACGAUGGUAGCAGAAAAUUUCAAACUGGAGAUAGUCCGGUCAAUGUUGAUGGAACUUUGUGGCAUAAUGAUGCUUAUGUUGCGAUAAUGCAUGCCGAAGGACCAUUGACAAAGCCGGUAAUAGUGAAGGUAUACAGUUUCGGAUCGAACAUUAAUACUGGAAUAAAAUAUAUUUACUCUGUGCCCACCAACAAAAAAACCAGUGAACAGUUUACUGUUCGAACAAGUGAAUUGAUAACAACUCUAUCUGCUGUCGAAAUAGAACCGUCCAAGGAUAUAGCAACUGUAUCAUUAAAUCAUUAUUCUACAACUAAACCGAUAACAACAAACAUAUCUUUUUUGACGGAAAAGUCUUCAGUUGCAACAUAUGAUCCAGUGUCGACAACCGCAUCAACAAAACAAGAUUCAAAGGCAACAUUUAAUAACAUUCAUAUAUUCAUUUUUGUUGUUUCUGUUAUGGUUUCGGUUGGAUUAUCUGUUAUGUCUUAUCGUUUGUAAUCAAAAUAAUUAUAAAAUUGCCUUCCCAUAACACCAUUGUUAUCAAAAUUCUUUAGACGAGUAUUGUGAAAAUAAUUGUAUAAAGUUCGAGAUGUUUGGGUUUUUUUUCUUUUUUGUUCACUUCAGUGUUCCUGUUGCUCGUUUGUUUUCCUCUUAUAGUUGAUAUUUUUCCCUCGGUUUUAGUUUGUAACCCGGAUUUGUGUUUUCUCUCAAUCGAUUUAUGACCUUUGAACACUGGUAUACUACUGUUGCCUUUAUUUAUAUCAACAGAACAAGAUUCAUUAUCUAAAUUGAUACCAACAAAAACAUCUAUUUCAACUGAACAAUCUACAGAUACAUCGAUAGAAUCUGUAACAGAUAAGACUGACAUUUCUACUAAUUUGUUGUUCGGAGCCAGUGACAAAUCAACUAGAAAUCCUGCGAGUUUAACAAUUACUUCCACAUUGACUGUAGGCUCACCACGUAGUUUAGAAAAUAAAACACGAAAAAUACACGAUGUAUCUAGGAAUGACGCAUCUAGUUUAAAAACAAUUGCAAAGUUUAACCUUGUGCUCAUUGUUGCCAUACUUAGUAGUUUGCUAUUCGAUGUUCAGAGUAUUAUGUCUUUGUGUUUCUUCGAGGGUUAUUCCAUUCAGGAAACGAUCAGAAAAAUCAUUCUCAACAAGAAAACAACAAACAACUUGGAGGAAAAAUAGUCACCAUGUAUUCACAGAAAAAUCAACCCUAUCCUUUAUAAACGGGACGAUUUCAACUUCCCAAUUAUCAAUUUCCCAUUUCUCAGUAGUAACAUACCCUCUGCUCCUUCGUAUGGUGUUUACAUAUCUCAAUUGCUACGUUAUUCUCGUGCUUGUUCACACUAUACGGACUUCAUAUACAGGAGUGUGCUCCUUACGCAGAGACUGCUCCAACAAAGUUAUGAGCAGGACAGAUUAAAAAUGACACUCCGUAAAUUUUACGGACACCAUCACGAAUUGGUUGAUCCAUACGAUGUGACUUUGUCCAAACUAACUAAGGACAUUUUUACCACGUGUUAGAUUGUGGUUUGUCAUUACGUCGUCUGAUCUUUUAAUUACCGAACGUGACUUAUUCCCGAUUGUGACUGUUUUGCUGAGUGUGAAACCGUAUUGCUAUAAGACGUGUCACGGUACUUUUCUAUCCCAAAUUCAUGUAUUUCAUUUUGAUGUUAUAUUUGUUAUUCUCGUCGGAUUUUGUCAAAUGUCUUAACGUCUUUUCUGUUAUAUUCGUGUGUUAUGGUAAAGAUAAUUAAUCACCCCCUUCAUUUAUUAGAUUUUAGUUUGGUUCAACGAAAUUUAUACGAUAUAUUUGGUUUACAGUUUGAUUCAGAAGAAACACCGACAUAGCUAGAUAAUACAAUUAAUUAUCUAAUUACUACCACAAUUUGAUAUUAAUAAGUAUUGUUAUUUUCAUUGUUAUUAAUAAAUGUAAUGUCAGUAUUACCAAUCUAAUCUUGAA